AUGUACCCAGACUUGGAGUUGGAACUAUCACACUCUGACCGUGAUGCUGAUGUAAGACGCUCUCCAGAGGAGAAUAAUCAUUUCUAUGAAAUUCUGUACGAAGUAAGCAAAGUAGUGUGUCCCUGGAGACUUACGAGGAUAUGUUAUUUUGGUUAUGAAACCACAAUUGAGGAGACCAAUUUUAUCUUCGAGAUAAUACAAGAAAGUUGGUUCCAUAUUUUGGUGCUAUUCAAUUUACUGACACUAUAUGUAGUACUUUAUAUUUUAUUUCUAGCAUUAAUGUUUCAUUAUGAUGGAUAUGAAAUUUCCGGUUUAUUUCCAUUACCUAUGAUAGUCUUCUUCUUAAUGCUUCUCUCUACGAUCAUUUGUUCAUUUAUAAGCUUUUAUAGAGUAUUCCAUCCUGAUGACAAAGAACUGGAAGAAGAAGAGAGAGAGGAAGACGAAACCUACCAACAAGAUGUGAAUUAUUCGAAUGGUUUUGAUAGUUUGAUAUUAGAUGGCUCAAAAUAUUUGAAAGGGAUAUAUAUCCAACUAGCAUUCUUAUGCCUGUAUUUUUGGAGUCUUAUAAACUCAGUUUUUACAGGAUGGAGCUUGAUACAAUUUUACAAGUUUGUUUUCAAUGAAAAACUUGAAAUUUUUCAAACUAUCUUUCUUUAUGUGUUACUUCUAUUUACUGGGUUUUCAUUUAUAGCCUUACAUUUCACUUAUAUUCAUAAUUGUUCCAUUGCUGAAAUAAAAAAGCUUUACAAUUCACUAAUCAAUUGUAUAAAUCAUAACUAA
Messenger RNA from Henningerozyma blattae CBS 6284, 780 nucleotides. RefSeq lists its product as uncharacterized. The transcript has a single exon. The coding region runs from base 1 to 780 and encodes 259 amino acids. The record is from RefSeq and is a predicted model, not a curated record. NCBI's taxonomy places the organism in Eukaryota, Fungi, Ascomycota, Saccharomycetes, Saccharomycetales, Saccharomycetaceae.